UCUAAAAAGCUGCUCCCGAGGUCAAAACCCAUACCCCUCGGCCCUCUCUCGCGCGCUCUCUCUCUCUCUCGACCACCAACCCUCGAUCAUGGCGGCUCGCCUAACGAGAGGAAAACCACUUCCGGCGGCAACUGAUUUCGUCUUCUAGACCCGCUUCUCGGAGAACCAUUUCCGUCGUUCUACCUCCAACUUUUUCUCUAUUUUUAAUCCGCCCUCGAUCGAUCCCCUGCCCCCUCCCCUCGAAACUCGGCCUCUUCCGAUCAGUUUCAUUGAAAUCUUGUCGGAAUUUUUAAAUGAAGCCACCCAAGAGAUUUUCGAACUGAUCCGACACCUCUCUAUUCCGUCUCAGCGAAAAUGGGAAGCAGAUGGAGGAAAGCCAAGCUCGCUCUCGGCCUGAACCUUUGCGUCUACGUCCCGAAGACUCUCGACGACGUCUCGCCGUCCGACUCUUGGAUAUCCUCAGACCCUACCGCGGUCUCUCCGGCGUCGGGGGCUUCUGAUUUUCGCGCUUUGAUGCCCUCUACUCCAACUCCGACCUCCUCUGGCCUCCGGCUUUCCAAAUCCAGCGCAUCGUCCAAGAAAGCUUGUGCUAUAUGUCUAGCCUUCAUGAAACCAGGACAUGGUUAUGCUCUCUUUACUGCAGAAUGCUCGCAUACCUUCCAUUUCCAUUGUAUUGCUGCAAAUGUAAAACAUGGGAAUCAUGUGUGCCCAGUUUGUAGGGCCAAAUGGAAGGAGAUACCCUUUGGAGGGCCCACAUCCUGUGAGUAUCCUCAUGGAAGAGCCAGAGUUAGUCCAGUUAAUUGGCCUCAAGAUGAUGGGUUUGUGAAUGUGCUGCGGCGGUUCCCUCGGGUUGAGUCUUUGAAUAGGCAGCAUCGUCUAACACCCCUUUUUCACAGUUCAGAACCUACUGUCUUCAAUGACGAUGAGUCUUUGGGAUCCUUAGCUGAAACAGCUGAAGAAAUCCAACAUGGAUGCAUGAGAAUGGUGGAGAUCAAGACAUACCCAGAAUUCUCAGCCAUUCAACAGUCAGUUUCUGAAGAAAACUUCACCAUUCUAAUCCAUCUCAAGGCUCCAUUUGCUCCCAUGAUGCAACUAUGCAGCAGAAAUUCCCACAGGAACACUAACCUCUUGAAAACCUCUCGAGCUUCUGUUGACCUUGUAACAGUGCUUGAUGUCAGUGGCAGCAUGGGUGGUACCAAGCUUGCAUUGCUGAAGCGAGCUAUGGGGUUUGUGAUUCAAAAUCUUGGGCCCUCUGACCGGCUUUCUGUCAUUGCCUUCUCAUCAACUGCUCGCCGGCUCUUUCCCCUUCAUAGGAUGUCUGAAUCUGGCCGGCAGCAGGCCUUGCAAGCCAUCAAUUUGCUGACAUCUGGUGGUGGGACUAACAUUGCUGAAGGCCUCAGGAAGGGUGUGAAAGUGAUUGAAGAUCGUAAGGAAAAGAACCCUGUCUGCAGCAUCAUUUUGCUCUCUGAUGGGCAAGAUACAUAUAUGGUCACCCCGACUUCUGGCGGUGCUCAACCAACACAACCAGACUAUCGAUCACUUGUUCCAUCCUCCAUUCGUGGUGGCACAGGUCAUCAGAUACCUGUUCAUGUAUUUGGUUUCGGUGCUGACCAUGACUCCGAGUCAAUGCAUUCGAUCUCAGAGACCUCUGGUGGGACCUUCUCUUUCAUUGAGACUGAGGGCACAAUCCAGGAUGCUUUUGCACAGUGCAUUGGAGGGCUUCUGAGUGUGGUGGUGCAAGAGAUGCAUGUCGGCGUGGAGUGUGUGCACCCGAGUGUUCACCUUGGCUCCAUAAAAUCUGGCAGCUAUGCCAAUCAGGUCACAGAUGAUGGUCAUAAUGGAUCUAUUGAUGUGGGAGACUUGUAUGCAGAUGAAGAGAGGGAUUUUCUGCUGUCUGUCGAUGUUCCACCAGCUGGUGAAGAAACUGUGUUGCUCAAAGUGGGCUGUACCUAUAGAGAUCCUGUGUCAAAAGAGACUGUGAACAUGGAAGGCGUGGAGGUGAAGAUCUCAAGGCCGUUGAUUGUUGUGGAACAAACAAUGUCGAUCGAGGUGGAUCGUCAGAGGAACCGUCUCCUGGCUGCGGAGGCCAUGGCUGAAGCGAGGGCUGCCGCUGAGCGUGGUGAGCUCUCGGAGGCUGUCUGCAUACUUGAAGAACGCCGGAGAAUACUGUCAGAAUCUCUGGCAGUGCGAUCAGGGGACCAGCUGUGCCUCGCACUUGAUGCAGAGCUGAGGGAGAUGCAAGAAAGAAUGGCCAGCUGGCAAAGGUAUGAAGCAUCAGGGCGGGCAUAUGUGCUGUCAGGGUUGAGCUCACACUCAUGGCAGAGGGCAACGACACGUGGGGACUCGACAGAUAGCAGCUUCUUGCAAGCCUAUCAGACACCAUCCAUGGUCGACAUGCUGCAGCGUUCCCAAACAAUGAGUCCUGCAUCUAGGCAUCCAAAUAUACAGAUGCGACAGGCAAAAUCAUUCCCGGCACCACCGCAGCCAGGGUAAUUCGACAUGUUUUAUGAGGAGAGGAGAAUUCAUCCUGGUAUUUUUGUUUAGGACUGCUUUUGUUUUUUGGCCCCUUCUUGAUUUUGGGCAAUGUGGAAGGUGGGGGUAUAGCGCGGAAGGUAAAGAGAAGGAGAUUUGGAGGGUUAUUACAUUGGUGUUGGGGUGUAUUGUUAACUUGUAAAUGAUUAAGUUUGGGUCGGUGUGGGAAAGAUGAUGAUGGUUCAGUUCAAGUGGGGAAAAGGUGAAGGGUAUUGACCUGCGUGUUUUGCCUUCUGUCCUCUUACUCUGGUUUUGGUGCUGUACAUAAGAGAAGGGAGGGGGUAUAAGCUAGUGAUCUUGGGAAUAUCACGUCCUUGUGGGUUGUGUUCUUCUCAUGAUAUGUGUUCUGCAAAUUAUGGUUUAAAUCUAUGGGUCCUUUUCUAUUCCUCCUGCAUUAGCUGCAUACUGCACUUCUCACGGGACAAAGUCUUUUGGCUCUGAUCUGGUAAGCAAACUGAAAAGAGAAAAAUGUGCAGCUGCACUGUGCCUGGCAGUUUGAUGGUUGGAUUUUAGGAUUGGCAAAUGAGCAUCCAUAUUUUUAUCUACAGCAGAAAACAUAUCCUCACAACGUGCAUUUAUUCCAUGCUUCGAAAAAGAAACACCAGAGAAAAUCAAGCAGGUGGGAUCUGCUUCCUAUUCUUAACAUUUCAUAUGAUUGUUGUCAUCUUGGUGGUAUGAUUGUAUCAGUUCUGAUGUAGAAGAGAGGAUAUGGUUAGUUCCGUACUAGUUGUUUUAGUUGUGAAACAAGAUGAUUCUGAUUUAUAUAGGAAGGGGUUAUUUUUUUU
This is a messenger RNA of Elaeis guineensis (African oil palm), 3317 nucleotides long. Its product is annotated as E3 ubiquitin-protein ligase WAV3. The record is from RefSeq and is a predicted model, not a curated record. Lineage: Eukaryota; Viridiplantae; Streptophyta; Magnoliopsida; Arecales; Arecaceae.